Molecule: messenger RNA, 573 nt
Organism: Penicillium cinerascens
Lineage: Eukaryota; Fungi; Ascomycota; Eurotiomycetes; Eurotiales; Aspergillaceae
Exons: 1
Coding region: 1-573 (190 amino acids)
Source: RefSeq, a predicted model, not a curated record
AUGGAUGCCCUUCGUCCAUGGCCGGUUACUGUGGUCGUGGCCAUCGUCCACGGCGUAGGCCUGUGCAAGACGUCCUUUUACCAGGCAGACGUUGAUUCUCUCUCUCUCUCUCUCUCUCUCUCUCUCUCUAUCUCUCUCGCGCACGCGCGCUCACGCCGUGUCUCUUUCUCUUCGGCACAACACACGUCGAGACUGCCGGUUUCACCUAUCCGAGUAACACGGGAAAAAAAGUUGGCGGGGGCGUUCACGGAAUGGAAUUCUCACUGGAAAUGGUCCGCCCUGUCGCGCAAACCGAGUGUAGGGGACGAGUUGCAGUUUAGUUUGCGGAUGACGAAUCUCCUCGAGCGAAUCAGCGUCGAGAAUGGAGGACACACGCGGGAGGCAAGACACACAGUGCGCAAUGGAGGACAGUGCACCCUAACAGAGCCGAACGAAACGAAUAGGGGAAUCGAAAGAAGGGAAUUGGAUUGGCUGGCCCCGUCCACGGGCGAUUUGCAGGGUGCGACCGCCACCGGCCGUUACAUUACAGGAUACCAUCUCGAUACCUCGGAGGGCGCCGAGCAAUCGGCUUGA